Molecule: messenger RNA, 752 nt
Organism: Benincasa hispida (wax gourd)
Lineage: Eukaryota; Viridiplantae; Streptophyta; Magnoliopsida; Cucurbitales; Cucurbitaceae
Product: glutaredoxin-C6-like
Source: RefSeq, a predicted model, not a curated record
CCCUCGCAAAUUUAACGAUUCUCCUUUCUCUCGACCCGCCCAAUAUUUUCUCUCCGCAGUCUCUCCCGAUUCUCCGGCGAUGCACCGCUGCCCAAACGACGUCGUAUCGUCGGAAUUUCCUCCGUCUCCGACCUCCUCCUCCUCCCUAUCCAUCGACGUGGAUGAAUCGUCGGAAACUCGGAUCCGGCGGCUGAUUGCAGAGCAUCCGGUGAUCAUAUUCAGCCGCACGUCCUGCAGCAUGUGCCACGUCAUGAAAACUCUCCUCGCCAUCAUCGGCGUCCAUCCCACCGUCAUCGAACUUGACGAUCACGACGAAAUCGCCGCUGUUCCUUCAUCGUCUUUUGUUCGGGACAGUUCAGCGCCGGCGGUUUUCAUCGGCGGCGCUAGCUUCGGCGGCUUGGAAUCUCUUGUUGCUCUCCAUCUUAGUGGCCAUCUCAUCCCUAAACUUAUCGAAGUUGGAGCUCUCCCGGUGGGACACGUGCAGUGUUGAAGGUGGGAAAUGAGGAUUAGUUUCAAUGCAGAUGCAAUGCAGAGGAUUGCUGCCUUUGUCCGACUUUCGUGGGGUACUUUUGUAAUUAUUGGCAAAGUCUCCCAUCGCCACUAUGAACCUCUGGGCGUUAUCGUAGCCUAAACAUUCUCUCAUUGCCCAACAAAAACAAUGGCCUUUUUUCUUUUUCCUUUUCUUUUAUCGUGUAAUAUAUUAAGAAAUAUAUAUAUAUAUAUAUAUGAAUCUGAUUUUGGUUUUGUCGAUU